Molecule: messenger RNA, 1131 nt
Organism: Colletotrichum truncatum
Lineage: Eukaryota; Fungi; Ascomycota; Sordariomycetes; Glomerellales; Glomerellaceae
Product: rnp domain protein
Cellular component (GO): ribonucleoprotein complex; nucleus; cytoplasm
Molecular function (GO): mRNA binding
Source: RefSeq, a predicted model, not a curated record
AUGUCUGCUGUCGUCGAGAAGGUUUCCGAAGCCGUCAAUGACGUUACCAACGCUCUGAGCAAUGCCUCUAUCACCGACAAGGCCGCCGAUAAGCCUGCCGCCAACAACGAUGCCGUCCUCGCCAGCGCUGCUGAGGGACGUCGCCUGUACAUCGGCAACCUGGCCUACGCGACAACUGAGGGGGAGUUGAAGGAGUUCUUCAAGGGUUACCUUGUCGAGUCCGUCUCCAUUCCCAAGAACCCUCGCACCGACCGACCUGUUGGCUACGCCUUCGUCGACCUCUCUACCCCCACUGAGGCCGAGCGCGCCAUCUCUGAGCUUUCCGGCAAGGAGAUUCUGGAGCGUAAGGUUUCUGUUCAGCUUGCUCGCAAGCCUGAGCCUGCUGGAGAGAAGGCGGAGGGUGCCAACGGUGAGGGCGCUGGUGAGGGUACCCGCCGCCGACCAUCUGGCCGUGGCCGUGGCCGUGGCCGUGGCCGCGGUGGUCGUGGCGCCCGUGGUGGCCGCGAGGAGGGUGCCGAGGGUGCUGCCGCCCCUGCCGAGGCUGCCGCUGAUGUCCCGCCUACCUCUGAGGUUCUGCCUUUGACCGACGCCACCAACAAGAACACUGACGCCGGAAAGACCGAGAAGCCCGCUCAGAACCGUGCUCCCCGUGAGCGCCGUGAGCGUGGCCCCCCCGCUGAUGGCAUUGCUUCCAAGACCAAGGUCAUGGUCGCCAACCUCCCUUACGACCUGACCGAGGAGAAGCUCAAGGAGCUCUUCGCCGCGUACGAGCCUUCCUCUGCGAAGAUCGCUCUGCGCCCCAUUCCCCGCUUCAUGAUCAAGAAGCUCCAGGCUCGUGGCGAGGCCCGCAAGGGUCGCGGCUUUGGCUUCGUCACCCUGGCCUCUGAGGAGCUUCAGCAGAAGGCCGUCGCCGAGAUGAACGGCAAGGAGAUUGAGGGUCGUGAGAUCGCUGUUAAGGUUGCUAUUGACAGCCCCGACAAGACUGACGAGGAGGCCAAUGCCCCCAAGGAGGAGACCAAGGCCAACGGCACCUCGGAGGCUGCCACUGAGGCCCCUGCCGCUUCUACUCCCGCUGCCGCUGCCGCUGUUGCGACUGCCACCCCCGCUGCCCCCGCUACCACCACCGCCUAA